This is a messenger RNA of Condylostylus longicornis, 2767 nucleotides long. It is a transcript of the gene singed, whose product is annotated as protein singed. The coding region runs from base 1008 to 2582 and encodes 524 amino acids. NCBI's taxonomy places the organism in Eukaryota, Metazoa, Arthropoda, Insecta, Diptera, Dolichopodidae. The transcript is spliced from 10 exons. The record is from RefSeq and is a predicted model, not a curated record. Gene Ontology annotation, cellular component: actin cytoskeleton; cytoplasm. Gene Ontology annotation, molecular function: protein-macromolecule adaptor activity; actin filament binding. Gene Ontology annotation, biological process: cell migration; establishment or maintenance of cell polarity; actin filament bundle assembly.
GUGAGUAGACGCGUUUCGCUCCGUUUAAAAAAUUUUUUCAUUUUUUUACUUAUUUAAAAAGCAAAGCAAGCAAGCAAGAAAAAAAAGUUUUUAAUUAAAUUUCAAUAUUUAAAUAAAAAAAUUAAUAAUAGCUAUUUAUUUAAAAAAAAAUUUAUAGAUUAAUUGUGCGGUUUUAAAUUGUUUUAAUUUAUAAAACAAAAAAAAAGGAGUUACCAGAUAUUCAAAAUAAUAAAACAAAAUAUUAAACUGUAUUUUGAAAUAAACAUUCCGAGAUUUUUGCGAUAAAAAUAAAUAAAUAGCGAAAUAUUUCCAUUAAAUAAAGCUUUUUUUCAACAACAGAAGAAGAUAAAUAACUUAUCAUCCAGUCAGCUAUUAUUAUUAUUAUUCACUAGCAGUAAUAAAGCGCCACUAAAAGAACUAAAAAUAGAAUUUAAAAAAAAAUAUUAUAAAAAGUGAAGUUUAACGAACCAAAGAUCAAAUUGAAAGGAAGCUAAAAAAGAUUGUGUAUGUUAAUAAAGAAAAUAAAAUAAAAAGUAGUCAGAUAACACAGCAGAAGCAAGAAAAAGGAAGAUUAAAAAAAUUAUACAAUUCAAAAGAACAGAAGAGAAUAUACAAGCAAAAAAAAAAAUAAAUAAAAUUUUUUUAUAUCUCAUCACAGAGGCAGGCAAUUUCAUAUCAGAGCAGUAGUGUGUUGACAUUUUGUUUAUUUAUAACACGCAGCAAGCAUACGAAAUACGCAUCAUAAACAUUUUUAAUAAAAAUAAUUUUAAAAUUUCUGAAAAAAAUUUAGACCUUAAAAGGAUAAGUCUAAAUUAAUACAUAAAGAGAAAAAAAAAUAAAUUUAUAUUUAUUGGGAAUUUCACCAAAAAAGUUGUCGCUGUCCUUAACUCCCCCAAAAAAAAAAAAACAAACGACUAAUUGUUUUUAUUUGGAACGAUAUUCAAUAUAAGAAUUAAAUUUUUAAUAUUAUAAAAGAAAAAUAUUUGAUAAAUUACCGUAUAUCAAAAAUGAAUGGUUCAGGUUAUGAAUUAAAUCACACAAAUGGUGAUAUUAUUUUACAAAAUCAACAAAAAGGUUGGUGGACUAUUGGUCUUAUAAAUGGACUUCAUAAAUAUAUGACAGCUGAAACAUUCGGUUAUAAAUUGAAUGCAAAUGGUGCUAGUCUUAAGAAAAAACAAUUAUGGACAUUGGAACCAUCGAAUACCGGUGAAAAUCUUGCUUGCAGUACGAAUUCAAGUGUGUUAAUAGGUGUUAUUUAUUUAAGAUCACAUUUAAAUAGAUAUUUAUCCGUUGAUCAAUUUGGAAAUGUAUUAUGUGAAUCAGAGGAACGUGAUACUGGUAGCCGUUUUCAAAUAAGUAUUGCAGAAGAUGGUUCCGGUAGAUGGGCAUUAAAAAAUGAAUCUCGUGGUUAUUUCUUAGGUGGAACACCCGAUAAAUUAGUGUGUACUGCAAAAACUCCAACAAAAGGUGAAUUUUGGACAGUACAUUUAGCUGCAAGACCACAGGUUAAUCUACGGUCUGUUGGACGUAAAAGAUUUGCGCAUCUAUCAGAAUCACAAGAUGAAAUUCAUGUUGAUGCUAAUGUUCCAUGGGGUGAAGAUACUUUAUUCACACUUGAAUUCCGUGCUGAUGAAGGUGGAAGAUAUGCAUUACAUACAUGCAAUAAUAAGUACUUAAAUGCUAAUGGUAAAUUGCAAGUUCUUUGCACUGACGAAUGUCUAUUCAGCGCUGAAUAUCAUGGUGGACAUUUAGCAUUACGAGAUGGUGAAGGUCAAUAUCUAUCACCAAUUGGUUCAAAGGCUGUACUUAAAUCAAGAUCAUCAACUGUAACACGUGAUGAAUUAUUUUCAUUUGAAGAUUCUUUACCGCAGGCAUCAUUUAUAGCUGGUUUAAAUUCACGUUAUGUUUCUGUUAAACAAGGUGUUGAUGUUACAGCAAAUCAAGAUGAAAUUGGUGAAAAUGAAACAUUUCAAUUGGAAUUUGAUUGGUCUGCACAUCGAUGGGCAUUAAGAACAACUCAAGAUCGUUAUUGGUGUUUAUCAACUGGUGGUGGUAUACAAGCAACUGGUAAUAGACGAUGUGCUGAUGCAUUAUUUGAAUUAAUAUGGCAUGGAGAUGGUUCCUUAUCAUUUAGAGCUAAUAAUGGAAAAUAUUUGGCAACAAAACGUUCUGGUCAUUUAUUUGCAACAUCAGAUACUAUUGAAGAUAUAACAAAAUUUUAUUUCUAUUUAAUAAAUAGACCGAUAUUGGUAUUAAAAUGUGAACAAGGUUUUGUUGGUUAUAAAGCACCUGGUAGCACCAAAUUGGAAUGUAAUAAAGCAAUGUAUGAAACAAUUUUAGUUGAACGUGCUCAAAAAGGUAUUAUACAUUUGAAAGCACAUAGUGGAAAAUAUUGGAGAGUUGAAGGUGAUUCUAUUGCUGUUGAUUCUGAAACACCAGUUGAUGGUUUUUAUUUAGAAUUAAGAGAACCUACUAGAAUUUGCAUUAGAUCUUGUAAUGGUAAAUAUUUGGGAGCAACUAAAAAUGGUCUAUUUAAAUUAGUUGGUGAUGAUCCAGAAACUGCUACACAAUGGGAAUUUUAAAUAAUUGAAAAAUUUAAAAUAAGAAACAGAAUAAAGAAAAUAACACAUUCAAUUUUAAAUUAACAAACAAAAAUUUAAUCAUAUUAUUAAAAAUAUUUCUCUAUUAUUAUUAAAAGUAAAUAUACAUAAAAUAUUCUUAUAUUAAUUAAGAAACAACCUAAAAUUAUAUUUUACUAUAAUUAAUC